Seminavis robusta is the source of this 1200-nucleotide messenger RNA. NCBI's taxonomy places the organism in Eukaryota, Bacillariophyta, Bacillariophyceae, Naviculales, Naviculaceae. The record is from the annotation of a GenBank genome assembly.
AUGACUACAAUAAGGCCGACUAAAGAUGGAUUUACUAACGGAAACCACCAAAAGAAAUCCACACCACUUCCAUCAUCAUCACCAUUCUCCGCUUCAACAGCAGGAAAGUCAAGAAUUGCCGUGGUUGUGGUGGGUCUCGUGACUUACUUCGUAGGACGCUCUGUAGAGCACUUCUCGCAGCCUGUGGCCGUUGAAAAGCCAGCAAUAACUGUCGUUCCAACAAUAACAGCCGCCGCCAUCGUGAAGAAAAAACAUCCUUCUAAUAAUAAUGAUACAGUCACUACAGAACAAUGCAACAUCAAACUGGCCACGUUGGAACACUCAUGGAACCAACGACGAGAUGCGCGGCGAGCAAAGACCAUGGGAAAUGCAAAACCAUUGAAACACAAACAAAAAACAGAUUCUGCAGGUGCAUUUGAUUACUUUGAGCCAGAAGCCGUUUGCUUUGACGACGAACGGUUUGGGACUUCGGAUGCCGAAGGUGAUUUCAAACGAUAUCAUGCCUAUGGGGAUGGACCAAAAUUCCUCUGUGGUGUCGACCGGCUCAUUGAACAGGCACAACAAAACAACAACAACAACAAUGACAACAACUGCUUGAUUUACAAUGUUGGCAGCAACAAUCAAAUUGAAUUUGAAAAGGCAUCUUCCUUAAUCCUGGGAUGUGAAAUUCACACGUUUGACCCCACUAUUAAAACCGAAGAUUAUCUUGGACACAACUAUUCCAAAUUUCACGAAUGGGGAUUGGGAGAAGAUGGGAAAGAAGUUGAGCUCAAUCACGCACGAGGGAAGUUCCAGUUUGAGGAAAUGUCCUUGGAAACCAUUGUCCAAAAACUGGGGCAUGGUAAUCGAGCCAUUGACGUGUUCAAGAUUGACUGUGAGGGUUGUGAAUACAGUGUCAUUAAAGAUAUCUUCACUGCCAUUUUCAAACACAAGCUACGAAUCAAUCAAGUGCUGGUGGAAUUUCAUGCCACUGGCAUGCGCAGAAGGAGAGAGAGGACCGACAAUGACAGAUCACACUAUGUCGACAGCAAACCAGACUUUCUGAACUUGAGAGAUAUCAUGUUGGUGGCGGAUAAAGCCGACAUGCGGGUCUUUCACAAGGAACGGAAUGGAUGGGCAUGCAAGGGAUAUGUGUGCAUUGAGUAUGCCUUUGUCAGCACUGACUUUUUGAGAAGAGCCAAUGCACAUUAUAUUUGCUAG